CGAGUCCUGGCAAUUCGGAGGCUGGCGGCCACCAAGCGUGGGUCACCCUUGUUUUACCUUGCGGCAGUACUGCCGCCAUUAGCUUCUCCAGCACACCACGCCCGCGCACAGCACAAACUACAUCCCAUCUCCAGCCUCGACAUCCUGCUCGCCUUGCAACACCCCAAUCAAUCGUUCUCUGGAAACAUAGCCGUCCUGUGGGUCGCGUGGCUCCCGAGGCUAGCCUUGCCGACCCUCUUCCCGCACAGCUCUCGACAGCUUCGGACAAAGGCGCAGAACGCCGCUCGUCCGUGCUGUCCAGCACCAGUCUGCAGCUCAACAAACACCACAUCCUCGCUAGCUGUCGCGCAUGGCCGAUUCAGACGUGCAUCAUGCCUUUCAUGACGAAGCCCCCAUAGGCGAGGACUCGAUCCUCUCGACCCGAGGUAUCGAGGCCUUCACCCGGAAGGUGACGACGACUGCGAGCCACCUCGUUGGGCCAAUCGCCGACCAAGGAGCCACGACCGGCUCCAGCUACCACACUGCCAUGGCCGAGGUCCACAAGCAGCUCCGGAGGCCAGGCAUCCAGCGCAGCGUCUUCUCCAUGGCCAGGACGACACCAACCGACCUCGUACGCUCCAAGUUCUCGACCGCCGAGAUCCAGACACGUGCACUGUCGUAUCUGUCGGACGACCUGCUGCAGAACAUCCCCGAGGACCAAAACUCGUACUCGUUAUUCCAGGGCUUUCAGGCCAGCCAUCCCGAUUUCCAUGAGGAGGGGAGGAAACACCGGAGGCGGGUAUCGAGGGGCCGCAAGAUGAUUGACGACCGCCCUCACAGCCCUGGGAGUCCCCCGCAGCACCUGCAGAAGCUCAAGAAGGAGCGGUCGUCGCUGAUGCACGAGCUCGAAAUGCUGGGCGUCCGCAAGAACAUGGCCUCUAGCGAGAUUCGCGAGAUCGACAUCAAGAUCGCCAACCUCAGUGGCAUGCGGAGGAUCAUUCUGGAGAGGCUAGCAGGGCUUGAGCAGGAGGAGGCACUCAUCGAACACGACAUUGCGGACAUGGAUGGGCGGAUAGAUGACGCCGAGAUACUCGUCCAGGAAGCCGAAGCUAUCGCAGCGCAAACACCCACCCGGUCCGACGAGGACGACCUAGUCACUGACCAGGAAGCCGAGGAAUUCAUGUCGCAGUCUGUGUAUGACAAGAUCCCAUCAGAACAAGGCACGCCUACCAAGACUACCAAGCGAGCCCGCUUACGGACGCGCAAGUCGAUGCCCAUUCUCCAUGAGCACUUUGAGCCCGGCACGAUGAUUCGCGAAAUCAAGGCGCACGUAGACGACGUUACGGCUAUGGACUUUGACGUGCCGUUCGGCACCUUGGUUACUUCUGGCAUGGAUGACACACUCAAGGUCUGGGAUCUGAAUGCUGGGCUUUGCAUUGGCACUCUCGAAGGUCACACUGCCUCUGUCCGCGCGCUCCAGGUCCAGGACAACUUCUUGGCGACGGGAGGCGCCGAUGCCACCAUUCGUCUCUGGGACUUGAGCAGAGCACACUAUGACCCGCAGGGCAAUCAUUUCGGUGAAGGCGAGGGCGAGGACGAAGGCUUGGCGUUUGUCAAUGUAAAUGACCUACCAAUCGAGCCGCCAGAGGGCAGCAUGGCCGACUGCGCCUUGUACUCUCUGAAUGGCCAUGUCGACGAGAUCACGGCACUGCAUUUCCGAGGUGACGUUCUUGUCUCGGGUUCUGCUGACAAGACCUUGCGGCACUGGGACCUCGAGAAGGGACGCUGCGUGCAAACACUGGAUGUCAUGUGGGCAGCUGCACAGGCCUCGGCGACACUCGGCUCAGGCGAGACGACAUGGAGGCAGCCCACGCGGCCGGCCUCGCGGUCGGCCGACUUUGUGGGCGCCCUGCAAGUGUUUGAGUCUGCGCUGGCUUGCGGCACGGCUGACGGCAUGGUCCGGCUGUGGGAUCUGCGGAGUGGCCAGGUUCAUCGCAGCCUGGUUGGCCACACCGGCCCGGUGACGUGCCUGCAGUUUGACGAUGUGCAUCUCGUGACGGGCAGUCUGGAUCGCAGCGUGCGGAUUUGGGAUCUGAGGACCGGCUCCAUCUUUGACGCUUUCGCCUACGACAACCCGGUGACGAGCAUGAUGUUUGACGCACGGCGCAUUGUGAGCGCGGCGGGCGAGGACGUUGUCAAGGUGUAUGACAAGAUGGAAUCGCGGCAGUGGGACUGCGGCGCGGGCAUCACGCAAGCCGAGGAGAACAGGACGCCAGCCAUUGUGGAGCAUGUGCGCAUCCGGGACGGCUACCUGGUGGAGGGCCGCCGCGAUGGCCUCGUUGGUGUCUGGGCUUGCUAGAACAGUGCCUUUGCGGGCUAUAGACAAAUUAACAAGCGCAGGCUGCCAGCGAAACCUGCUUGCAAGAGAGAGUUUCCAACGAGUUUCGGGCUUGAGACGUGCUAAAGCCGGUAUUCCCGCUGGCCAAGACAGGACAGCGCAUGUUGGGUACGUUGGGGUUGAUAAGUGGGAAAUGUGGAACGGCUUGAUAUGACAUUGAUAUUUGAUCCAGUUCGCAGCUCGGCAAGGAACGAUGCGGAGAGUGUCAGCACUCUAAUCCAGCCAACACCCGGGGCUCUUUGCGUGGCAUCCUACCCUUUUCGGUACUUGCCGUCCACCACCACCACAACCACCACCACCACCACCACUAGCCAGGCACUUAUGCUCUCGGCCAUGCAUGUAAUCCCGUCGUUGGGUU
This is a messenger RNA of Microdochium trichocladiopsis, 2735 nucleotides long. Its product is annotated as putative mitochondrial fission protein. Gene Ontology annotation, biological process: proteasome-mediated ubiquitin-dependent protein catabolic process; ubiquitin recycling. Gene Ontology annotation, molecular function: ubiquitin binding. The transcript has 4 exons. Lineage: Eukaryota; Fungi; Ascomycota; Sordariomycetes; Xylariales; Microdochiaceae. The coding region runs from base 350 to 2338 and encodes 662 amino acids. The record is from RefSeq and is a predicted model, not a curated record. Gene Ontology annotation, cellular component: cytoplasm; nucleus.